AGUCAGCAUGGAGGACAGGGCCACAAGAGGAUCCUAAGUGUAAAUACGAACAAACACAAGUAGUAUAUACACUGGUAAACACCCUGCUUUGCUCUCAGUGUUCUUCAAUAAAAUAGACACAAAUCAGCCACAGCAUUAUGACCGUCUCCCUAAAUUAACCUAACAUUGUGUAGGUCUCCCUUGUGUCUCCACAGUUGUGACUCAUCAGAGAAUGGACGUGGGUCUUCUGAGGGUGUCCCGUGGUGUUUGGUAACAGAAUGUUGUCGGUGGGAGCCACUGGGUGACCUCUGAGUUGAGAAGAGCGGUCUCUGCUGCCUAUCAGGUCAUGACUUCGAAAUCACUAAGAUUUAUUGUUGAAAUGAAGAACAUCACUACAUAAAAUCAUUUUCUUUAUAAUGAAAAUCAUCUUUGUAUUUAGACAGCGUUCCUGUAACUUUUCUGACUGUACGUGCGAGCGUCAUCGUUUUCAAAAAUUUGAUGGCUGGCGUUUUAUGCACGAGGCCAGCAGAGUGUAGCCUCACGCGACCUUGCACACACUUAGCGAAAGAGCUCAAUCAGCAAAGCAAGACAAGUACUUCCUCAGAAAAACCACAUCCUUCGUUCUCUGUGAAAAAAAAGAAAAGAAAAAAAAAGUGUGUCCCCAGUGCUCUUCUCCUCCUCUUCCUCCCACCUCACAUCUUGUCUGUGUCACACCCACACACUGUCCACUUAAACAUCAAUUUCAACAAGCGCACGUGCGAGUGUAAAUACACACACUCUUUCGGGUCAGCCAUGCAGACUUAAGCCCCCGAAUCUGACUACAGAUAUGCGCCUCGACGAAAAAUGCUGCUUUUGUUUAUCUGUUUACCUCAUCUCAGUUAUGUCAACAUGUUCCUGGCAAAGGUUACUCUGAAGUUCUGCUCAAACACACCAAUCCUUACGGUCAAGCAUCACUAAAACUGAAACCUGUACACAGACAUGACCAGGUUCAGUCAGUUCAGAGUGAUUUUGAUCCCAGCUACAUCUCGCCUAGUCAUUUCUGUUCCCAGUUUGACUGUUGUACUCACUCAGAGCCGCACUGGUCCACUGAGGCAGCCCCUUUUAGACUGCACUUCCUCAAUCUUGAGCGAUGCGGGUCACGUGUUGUGCUCUGGUGUUGCUGAAGUUGACAUAUUUAAAUCUAACGCAGCAUGGCAGCAAAUUGAAGACUAGGCACAAGAUUCGGCGGACGGGAAAGAUUCACCCAUAAAUGCAAAUUCUUUGGUUAGCACUAAUUAAAUUCUCACACCCACACUGCAAAUUGUGCUGUAAUUGAAGAAAUUUCCUUCUAGGUGACUUUGGUGAAUUUCAAAUGAAAUGCCAUGUGUCUCCUAGUAUGUUGCAUGUCACCGCAUGAGAGGGCGGUGUUUUGACAGACCCUUAUCUUGUUAUUUGUACUUUCACACUGGUAAAGGAUGACAAAUGUCGAGCUUUAGGAAGGAAUUAUUUGCAUUUGGUAGAACCUCUCUUCAUUUCUUGGAAUAAUUGUUGAUGUCAACAGUUUUCUGGAACAAGAACGAGUAAAUGAAUAGUGAUAUUUCAAAGCAAGUGACCUCAUCAUUCAAGAAAGACAAAGACACAGAGACAGGGGGGAGGGAGAAUGAGAGAGAGGGAAGGAGAGACCGUUUGCAGCAUAAAUGUGGAUGAAACGAAAGAGCUGAUGGAAAAGAGUGGAGGCUGGUGGAUGGCAUGUUUUUGUGCACAGAGCUGAGGGGUCGCAAGAAAAGACAGACACGGGAGGAAAGAGCAGAGCAUAGAUAUUUCAAAGACAAGGUUAGACUUUCACAAUGAGUCAUCACUGACGUUUCACGAUUCCCCUGAUUAACUUCUAGUCCCCUGUUCAGUCUCAUACUCAGAGGGUCCCAGGUUACAUCUUGUCGUACCUGCUCUGCCACGGUAAGUAAAGACUCUUACAAAGUUGUUUGUCUGUGAGUUAAAUAUUUAAAUGUUGAAAGUCGGAAGCUGCAGUUUGAAGUGAGGCUAGUAGAGUGUCUUAUUAUCUGAUUUUAUACAUCAUUCUGCUUUAUUCAGAUGUGAAAUGUGCGUAUAAACCCUGUUCGGUUACGACACUCGCCAUUAACGCUGUGGACAUUUAUUUUUACCAGGUGCAUGUUGUUUCAUUCAGUAUCUGCUGGCAUUCGUAUAAAAACUGAUUGUUGUCCGCCUUCUCCUCCUCCUCCUCCUCCUCUCCCCUCAUCCUUCCCCUCCUCAUCCUCUUUCCAGAUGCUGUCACUCUGUCAUUUAACUUUUACUUUACUGUGUAGUCUCUCCUUGGUCUUCUCUGUCCCUGCCUUACAGUGCAAUGAAAAACAAUAUCUCUGGCCACUUAAGGCACCCAAAUACUGCUGUGACAUGUGCACUCAAGGUAAAUUUAUGGUCCGGCGCUCAGAAACCUCUUGUGAAAUAACAUGUAACCCAUGCAAGGAUGACCAGUAUGCCCACACCUUCAACACAGAAAUGGCCUGCAAGUUUUGUAAAAAAUGCAACGGUGACAACAUGCUGGUGAAGUCCAACUGUAGCGCCGUCCAAAACACCGUGUGCACAUGUAAAGCUGGCUACAAAUGCAAAGAUGGUGACUGCACACAGUGUGUCUUGAUACCCACCACUGCCAGACCCACCACCAGAUCCACUACCAGACCCACCACCAGACUCACCCUCCGUCCAUCCACUGCAGCCCUGACAACACCUGAGUUUGCUACACCACAAAUAAAAGAUACGGUGUGGUUCCUGGUGAUAAUCGCCCUCCUGUGUGCAGGAAUCGCACUGGUCAUUGCAACAAAAGUCAAACCAUUUCUGCGCUGGAUCAGGUCCAAUCAUGGCUACUUUUUGGCUGAAAAACCAGUACCACAAACAGAGGAUGAGGACGUGUCUAAGCCUGUCCAGGAAGUCUGCGGAAAAUGUGACCAACUGAUUGAAUUGUGUAUUAAAGACUAGAGACCAAAUUCAGACGAGGAUGAAAAAAAACUUGACGGGACGGGAGGCGGCGCACAGCGGCUUCAAAGCAUCACUCGCUGCUUUGGACAUUUAUGACAAGUGGAGCUCAACACCACUAAGGUCUGUGCUGGCGAAUGGAACCGAAGAAGAAAAAAUGAAAGACUCAUGGUUCAAGACUACUGAUGUUUCCUUAGGUGAUACAAAGACUGUUUGACAUCUGUGACGUUACGAUGAUAAAAGGGUAUAAAAACACUGGGUGACAAUAUGGAAGAAUCUAAAAAUACAGAGCUGGGCACUGUAUCCAUUACAUACUUGAGUUAGAGAGUGUUGCAGUAUGCUGUAGAGGUAUGUACUAUGGUACACAGAGUUAAAGAUAUUUCAAAUCUUUAUAUUUAGAUCCAUUUAUAUGUACUGUGUAUAUAUAUUUACACACAUAUAUGUGUGUAUAUAUAGAUACGUGUGUUUAUGUACGUCUGUGUGUAGAUACUGUAUAAAUAGACUUUUUAAAUUCAAAUUAUGAUCAUGGGCGAGUGUGGUGUAAAAACGUACAUACAUUUCUUCCACUUAGCUUUCUUUAUUCAAAAUAAAAUGUCAUUUUACUUGAA
Molecule: messenger RNA, 3557 nt
Organism: Mugil cephalus (flathead mullet)
Lineage: Eukaryota; Metazoa; Chordata; Actinopteri; Mugiliformes; Mugilidae
Gene: cd27
Product: CD27 molecule
Exons: 6
Coding region: 2128-2952 (274 amino acids)
Biological process (GO): negative regulation of apoptotic process
Cellular component (GO): external side of plasma membrane
Molecular function (GO): protein binding
Source: RefSeq, a predicted model, not a curated record